CCCAGGCUGUACAAGUCGGCACGCACCACACAAGAACAUGUUCAAUCUGACUUCCUCCCUCUAAUUUUAGUCACUAUUCUAUUUACACCCUGAAUCUCAAUCACCCAAACCAGACACAGAGCCAUAAACAAAAAAACACAAACACAAACACAAACACAAACAAAUAUCAAACAGAGGAGAAAGAAGAGAGAGAUACAAAGAUGGGGAGAGGGGAAGAGAGAGAUGGAGAAGAACGAGAGGGAGUGAUGAUGGCUACGGACUUCUUCUGGUCUUAUACAGAUGAGCCUCACGCUUCUCGCCGCCGUCAGAUCCUCUCUCAGUACCCUCAAAUUAAGGACCUUUUUGGCCCUGACCCUCUGGCUUUUCUCAAGAUUACUUUGGUUGUGAUGCUUCAGCUGUCCACUGCUGCAGCGCUUCAUAAUGCAGGCUGGUUGAAGAUUCUGGCAAUAGCCUACUUCUUCGGCUCUUUUCUGAAUCACAACCUCUUCUUGGCCAUCCAUGAGCUCAGCCACAAUCUUGCCUUCUCAACCCCAGUUUACAACCGUUGGCUUGGUAUCUUUGCUAACCUUCCAAUUGGCGUUCCCAUGUCUGUGACCUUCCAGAAGUAUCACCUUGAGCACCAUCGCUUCCAAGGUGUGGAUGGCAUUGACAUGGACAUCCCAAGCAAAGUUGAGGCUCAUGUAGUGAGAAAUGUGUUCACCAAAUCCAUAUGGGUUCUACUUCAACUCUUCUUCUAUGCUCUUCGGCCUGUGUUCUUGAAACCUAAACCCCCUGGUUGUUGGGAGUUCAUCAACUUUUUUGUCCAGAUAUCCCUUGAUGUCUCCAUGGUUUACUUCUGUGGUUGGAAGUCUUUUGCUUAUUUGAUUCUCUCUACGUUUGUUGGGGGUGGGAUGCAUCCUAUGGCUGGUCACUUCAUUUCUGAGCAUUACGUCUUCAGUCCUGAUCAAGAGACGUAUUCUUAUUAUGGCCCUCUUAAUCUGUUGACUUGGAGCGUAGGGUACCAUAACGAACACCAUGACUUCCCCAGAAUUCCUGGGAACAAGCUCCACAAGGUGAAGUCCAUUGCACCUGAAUACUAUGAGGGUUUGGAGUCGUAUAAAUCAUGGAGUCAGGUCAUAUACAUGUAUAUAAUGGACAGAACAGUCGGGCCAUUUAGCCGAAUGAAGAGGAAGCCAAGCAAAUCAGAAUAGACCAUGCUCACUUCUGUAACAUGACUCCCAUUUUUGUAUACAUUUAUGGUUCUGAAUGUUUCAUUGUUAUUAUGCUAAAUUUGUUGGUUUUUUGAGAUUGUAGUAUAGGAUAUAGACUAAAUAUAACCAAGUGAUUUAUUG
Argentina anserina (silverweed cinquefoil) is the source of this 1331-nucleotide messenger RNA. Its product is annotated as sphingolipid delta(4)-desaturase DES1-like. Gene Ontology annotation, biological process: ceramide biosynthetic process. Lineage: Eukaryota; Viridiplantae; Streptophyta; Magnoliopsida; Rosales; Rosaceae. Gene Ontology annotation, cellular component: membrane. The record is from RefSeq and is a predicted model, not a curated record. The coding region runs from base 201 to 1190 and encodes 329 amino acids. The transcript is spliced from 2 exons. Gene Ontology annotation, molecular function: sphingolipid delta-4 desaturase activity.